UUUGAUAAAUUGACGUUAUAUAUUUACUUGACCUACUUGAUUACUCACUUGAUUUCCUAGUUUAAGAAUAAGCUCAGGAGCAUACGUCUGAGGGCGUCCUGGGAUCUGUUAAGUGGCGACCAUCUUGAUGUGUUUUUACCUAGGUGGGAAGUUUUCAUUUACGGCACUGGAUGAAUCACAGAAGAUAUAAAGCAUAGAACCAUGCAAUCUUUAAUUGAUCACUUUAUCAGAAACAUUCUUGGAAUUGUACUCAAUCGUUUAUUUUCCAAACGCAUAUUGACGCAUACCAUCCUGGAAUGAUCAAAUCACUUGUAAUACUUUGACUGUUACACACACAAAGUGAACUUGGUAUGGAUUGUUCAGCUGUAUAUGGUUUUGUUAACAGAUUUGUGUUGGUAGUGUUAUGAGAGUGUGUUUUUGUAAAAUUGAUUAACUCUUCAUUAUUAUGGGUCAAAAGAGAUUAAAGGGCUGAGGGUGAUUUGAACUCGCAUCCUGCUUAGGCUAUGUAAUUAUGCCUUUUGAGAGUGAGCUGAGAGCUGCGCUCGGGAGUUACCUCCUCUAUAUUACGAUCCCGGUUUGCUGCUUCCGAUGUAAGACUGUGGCAUUCAUUCGAGUGAGUUCUUCAUGAUCGUAGUGUGACCUAAAUGGCCGUAGUGAGUGUAGGGAGGCCCUCGCGUUAAUUAGUAAUAACGUUUACUUCAUACGAAACAUGAGAAAUAUAUCCUCAUAUCUGUUUUCCAAAACAAAAAAGUAAAUCAGUAAAUGCCUCAACUGCCACAUAUUCAUCUGCAGAUAACCAUGUCUUACUACGUAUCAACGUCCGCCAUCAAGGAUCUCCUCACCGAGUGCCCAAUAUGUACAGAACACUUUGAUGAGGCCACACGUACACCUCGUCGUAUGCCAUGCUGUGUGCAGUCAAUAUGUGAGGCAUGUCUGGAGACCCACAGCAGAGGGCGCCUAGCCAUAUCAUGCCCAAUGUGCCGACACCAACACAACCUGCCGGGCGGUGUGAAGUCUCUUCCCAAGGAGCCUGUCAUCCUAAGAAUCCUGGAUAACCUGAAGAUUGUGAAGGGUCUCAAUCUGCCGCGUACAGAUUGUACUGAUGGUAACCCUGCCAUGUCCAAAUGUGAUGACUGUGUCGCCUUUCUCUGUCAAGAAUGUCUGAAUGCUCACAAAAGAGUUAAGACUCUGCGAGAUCACCAUACUGUCAGUUUUCAGGAAAUGAAAGAAGGACCAAGUAAAAACUUCCACCGUGUUCAUAAGUGUGCACAACAUCACCUCCCUCUACAGUUCUACUGCAACACCUGUGAUAAGAUCGUCUGCGUGUCCUGCACUGUAGUAGAACACAAGGAAGGGAAGGGGCACAACGUUGUUCCCGUUGAUGACGCACACCAAGAGAGGGCAAAGUCUAUUGAAGACACCUUAGCCAAGCUGGAUCAGAAGUCAGAGAAACUUCUGGAAGCAGAAAAAGAUCUCCAGAAAAGAUACUCAGGCAUAGAGGAGUCAACAAAGGUUGCUGUGGUUGACAUCAACACAGCCUUUGACAAACUGAUGGAUAAAAUACAGCAGAGGAGGGCCAUCAUGUUGUCAGAAGUUGAAGAGAAAUCCAGCAACCUUCUGAAGCUGACACAGGAGGAACUGGAUUCCACCAGAACCAUUCUGACUAAGGUGACAUCAUCUACUGAGUACACAAGACAGAUGCGGGGUAAAGCUGACAAGAUAGAGGAUAUACAAGUGAUGGAGUCUUCAGCUGCCACCUUGAGCGCAAUGUUGGAGUUGUCACCAAAGGCAUCACUUGGAAGAGCUGGUGUCAGCUUUGCUUCAACUUGCUUCAGCAAAAUUACUACCUUCUUGAAGAUGGCUGGUCUUGUCAAAUCAGUUGUCUUUACACCGAUUGAGAAUUCAAAUCCAGAUGACUCCCUAAACAAUGCAAUCACCUUUGAACACGCGGAAGUCCCACAAGCUGCAUAUAUGACUGGGCUGCCAUUGGGAGUAAAAGGAUCGAUCUCAUGUAAGUAAGCCCGUAGACUGCUGUAUUGAUUUAAUGAGCAUUCGGAAGUCAAGUCACUGUACACAAACAUGAAAGCUUAUUUCUUUUACUGUUUGUUUGGGUCCAUUUUUGUGGUCAUAGUGUGACAAAUUUGAAUAGUGUCUACAAAACUCAUCGUACAAUGUAGUAGUGCAUAGAAGUGAUGACGCCACGUUAUAUGAUAACGAUGUCUCAAAGCCGUUUACAAGCCGGUUAGGAGUAAGACAGGGCUGUAUUUUAAGUCAUUUUCUGUUUGGUUUAUUCAUAAAUGAAUUACAAACUCAAAUUCAUAAAGAUUGCAAUCAUAGCAUCCAACUACAUCCUGAUAUUACGCAGCUGUUUUUGCUUUUAUACACAGAUGAUAUGAUAUGAUAUGAUAUUCCAAUACUGUUAAUGGUCUACAGAGACACAAUGAUGAAUUAGAAAAUUAUUGUGAUAAUUGGAAACUAAGUUUAAACAAAGAUUAAACGAAAGUUGUAGUUUUUUUUAAAAAAGGCAGGGAAAUGGUUUUUCUAGGAAGAACUUUAGAAAUAACAUGGUUCUAUAAAUAUUUACCAAAACCUUGUCAUGGAAUAGAAGGUUUGUAUUUGUAUCUAUGAGCAGUUAAGUGCACUAGGAAAUAUUUCAUUUAAGACGCUUUUUAAAUUUCUUUUUAUGUUUAACUAAGUCUAAUACUACUGUAUGGAUAUUAAGUUUGGGGCUUAAACCAUUUCGAUGUAAUAGCAAAAGUUCAUUUAUAUGUCUGUAAAAGAUUUAUUGGCGUUAAGACAAGUACAUCUAGUAUUAUGGUGAAUGUGGUAGAUUCCCGAUGCACAAAUUUUCUCAAGUUAAAACUGUUAAAUACUGAUUGUUGAAAUUCUAAAAUGUUUUACAAUAUGAUGAUAGUUCAUAAGAAUAAUGGAAAAAAAAAUUGGGUAACGAUUAUAAAGACAUUGCUGUUUAAAACUGGUUUUAGUGACACAUGGUAUGACCAAAACGUUAGCUGCUACCCUGAUUAAUUUCAUCAAGUCAAAGACUUAAGGAUAUUUAUGUGCAGACAUGGUUUGAAUCAACUGACUUAAUGAAACAAAUGUUUCUAUUACAAACUUUUUAAAGCCCAAAUAUGUUUGGAGUGGUACCUCUGUAAGAUGACAGUAAAGGUGAGGUAAGGUGAAAUUGGGUUUAACGUCGUGCUUGAGAAUAUUUGGCUCAUAUGACGAAGAUGACAGUAAAGAAGUUCCGAGUUGCAUUAUAACGAUUUCGAUGUUCAUCUCAUGAUUUGUGUCCAGAAAAUGGACGCUAUACUAAUAUUUAUUGACAAGAGAGACUAUGCCAACUAUGUGAUUUAAAUACUGUCGAGGAUGAGUAACAUUUCCUUCUUGUUUGUCAGCUGUUCUCAGAUCUUAGAAGAAAAUAUUUACUAAAUUAUUUUUAUAGAUAUCCAAAAGUUAAUAAAUUUAUAUCAUUACUAACAACUAAACCGAAAAAGGUAACGCCCAUUAACUGACUACUGAUUCCUGGUUGACGGAAAAUAGAUCGGGCUUACGUUAUGCUUUACUUUCCAUGUCGCUGAUUUCGCGUUGUUCUCUUCAGUUUCUUACUGAUUUGAUAAACAGCCUGUAAGGUUUCAUCCUUGACAUAUUCAGUGUAUUACCCUUAAAGGGACUGUAUGUCUUCUCUCCAGGUGUGGAGCUGGAGUGGGACUUCAGUACUGCAAGUGGCAAUUUGAUGGUUUCGGGCCCAGUUGUCUAUAAUGAUACACAGAAACAGCCUCCACCAAACACUGGAUGCCGAAUAGUUUCAUCUCGAAGUCUCCUGACAUCAACACCUCUCGUCAUCAGGCCAGGCCAGACCAUCAUGUAUGGAAUGGAGGUCACAUUCUCUGUCAACACACCAGCAGAUUGGAAGAGAGUUCUUUUCGAAACAGUUUUGAAUGACAGCCCUGUUGAAACGAGCAAGCAGCAGACACGUGGAUUGAAUGUCUGUCUUGUUACAUGCGCAGAUCAUAAUGGAAUAUGUCUGAGGGUGUACUACAAUGGACAACGUCUGACGGACGACCACCUAACAGUCUACGAGCAAGACACAGUUUACAGCCUGGUUUUGGGGUUCGUUCUUGAACAGGAAACAGCUAAAGUCCAUGUCCUGGACCUCAGUCACCUGAAACUUGUAACAUCUGUAUCUCCGUUCCCGUGUGAUAAACCACUCUAGGUGAUGGCGAAUUGUGGGUCUUAUCCUAACACGCUCUUAACCUGUGUUUUAUCAUUACAGAAAGGAAGAGAUAUGCUUGACGAAAUCCAACGUUUGAUCCACAAGUAACUGGAAGAUGCACAGAUGACAAGUGAAACUGUGUGAAUUUAGUUUUACGUCGCUCUUAGCAGUAUUCCAGCAAUAUCAUGGCGGGGGACACCAGGAUUGGGCUUUAAACAUUGUACUCAUGUUGGGAAGCGAACCCGGUCUUCUGCGUGACUACCGAAAGCUUUAACCAUCCCACCGCCCCACAGAUAAUGACGUCAACAAGAGGUGCACACAGUUUUAGUACUCAGUGGAUAACAGAACAUUACUGCAUGUAAUAUCUACACACUGGUUGUUGUAUUGAGUGCCGGGGCUGAAUGUACUCAAGAGAACCUAUGGCGGACGUAGAUGCGACUGAAUGCAUUCCUGGGACGUAUGCCGGCGUCGUGGAUUGUUGUUCAUGAACCACUCAAGCGUCUAGUCCACACGCGAUUACUACAGGCCUCUAGAAUAAUAGGGAGUACAACAACAAAACAUGGAUGUCCGGACGAUUUGAAGUUCACAAAUGCAGUGGUGUGUUGUUGGUUUUUUGUCUAGUUCUUGUCGAGUAAUUCUACAGUAGCCAUCUUGCUACAUAUGAUGGACAACUCACUGUUAUCGUUUAUGAUUCUGUGUGAUUGUGUCUAGCUGAGGGAACAGUAUGUAUUCUGUAUUAUAACAUAAUUAGUGUAAAUUGUUUGGUUCACAGAGAGGAAAGGUGUUAAUAAUGAAGCGUAAGACUUUGUGGCCUAGAUGCUAUUCUGUCAUGCGUAUUUGACAUAGCAACAGUCACACGCGUUGCUAAAGACUUCUAAAGAGUGUUUGAUAUCAUUUGAUGCGCUGUGAAUUCUGCCGUUUCUAAAAAUCGUUACACUGCAAUAAUGAGGAAGGGAGUACAUGUACUUUCAAAUAUAUUCAAGAAGAUAUUGCAGGUACGCUUCAAUCGCUUUGAAGACUAAUAGCCCCAUAUGAAAUGAACAUGUGUGUGAGUUUCAAUACGUGAAGUAGUAUCGUCGCCUGAUACUUUUUGUCACUUUUCAUAUUGAACUAUCUGAUAUAUUUAUUGUAGAUUUAUAGGCAAGACAUUACUUUUAAUAUUGUGACCAUUUAAGGUACUGUCAGUUAUGUUUAUGUUAUUGGGGGCGGUGGGGUAGCCUAGUGGUUAGGGCGUUUGCUCGUCACG
Molecule: messenger RNA, 5462 nt
Organism: Haliotis rubra (blacklip abalone)
Lineage: Eukaryota; Metazoa; Mollusca; Gastropoda; Lepetellida; Haliotidae
Product: E3 ubiquitin-protein ligase TRIM33-like
Exons: 2
Coding region: 763-2019 (418 amino acids)
Biological process (GO): positive regulation of DNA-templated transcription
Cellular component (GO): nucleoplasm; chromatin
Molecular function (GO): ubiquitin-protein transferase activity; zinc ion binding
Source: RefSeq, a predicted model, not a curated record